AUGAAGAACGAGAAUGGCCAGCAGAGCAAUGCAAUACCUACUACUGAAGUGUUACAUCAAAGUGUUGACUCUGUUUCACUGGACAACCCCAACAGCCCUGCCCUGACUUUGAUACCUGUUAACGAGGACCAAAACACAGAAGUGCAUCUUAAUUGGUACCCCUGCAUAUGGAACCCAUUGAUGUUGGACAAACCAUUUCUGAACAUGUAA
Arabis nemorensis is the source of this 210-nucleotide messenger RNA. The record is from the annotation of a GenBank genome assembly. Lineage: Eukaryota; Viridiplantae; Streptophyta; Magnoliopsida; Brassicales; Brassicaceae.